GGCGCCCACCGCCAAAUGGGUCGCGACACUCGCUCGCGCUCGCGGUCCGCGGGGCGCAGGGGUCGGAGACAGCGGAGCCGCAGCCGCAGCCGCAGCCGCAGCCGCAGCCGCAGCCGCAGCCGCAGCGGGAGCCAUGGACGCAGCAGCCGGCGGCGCCGGGAGCGCGACGGGCGGCGCGAACGCAGGCGGCGCAGCCGGGGGCGCAGGUCAGACUCGGAGGGAGACCGGCGGCGGCGGCGGCGGGGGCAGAGGUCUGGGAGGCGCAGCCGGAGCCCUCGGCCAGCCCGCUGGCACUCACAGGACCAGUCCUCACGGUCUGACUCGGGUGAGGAGCGGGCAUGGGGCUCCUGGGCCAGGCACAGUCGCCGGCGCUCGUGGUCCCCAGCGUCGUCAGCAUCGAGCUCGGAGUCCCCGCGACGCUCCCAGAGCCCGGGGGCGGCUGCCCUGGCCCUGAGCCAGCAGCAGAGCCUGCAGGAGCGGCUGCGGCUGCGUGAGGAGCGGAGGCAGCAGGAGGAGCUGCUCAAGGCCUUCGAGACGCCUGAGGAGAAGCGGGCACGGCGACUGGCCAAGAAGGAAGCCAAGGAGCGCAAGAAGCGCGAGAAGAUGGGCUGGGGUGAGGAGUACAUGGGGUACACCAACACAGACAACCCCUUCGGAGACAACAACCUACUGGGCACCUUCAUCUGGAACAAGGCGCUGGAGAAGAAGGGCAUCAGCCACCUGGAGGAGAAGGAGCUGAAGGAGCGCAACAAGAGGAUCCAGGAGGACAACCGGCUGGAGCUGCAGAAGGUGAAGCAGCUGCGGCUGGAGCGUGAGCGCGAGAAGGCCAUGCGGGAGCAGGAGCUGGAGCUGCUGCAGCGGGAGAAGGAGGCGGAGCACUUCAAGACCUGGGAGGAGCAGGAGGACAGCUUCCACCUGCGGCAGGCCAAGCUGCGCUCCAAGAUCCGCAUCCGAGACGGGCGGGCUAAGCCCAUCGACCUGCUGGCCAAGUACAUCAGUGCAGAGGACGACGACCUGGCCGUGGAGAUGCACGAGCCCUACACCUUCCUCAACGGCCUCACCGUGGCCGACAUGGAGGACCUGCUGGAGGACAUCCAGGUGUACAUGGAGCUGGAGCAGGGCAAGAACGUGGACUUCUGGCGGGACAUGACGACCAUCACAGAGGACGAGAUCGCCAAGCUCCGCAAGCUGGAGGCCUCGGGCAAGGGCCCAGGCGAGCGCCGUGAGGGGGUCAACGCCUCGGUGAGCUCCGAUGUGCAGUCGGUGUUCAAGGGCAAGACGUACAACCAGCUGCAGGUCAUCUUCCAGGGCAUCGAGGGCAAAAUCCGUGCCGGGGGCCCCAACCUGGACAUGGGCUACUGGGAGAGCCUGCUGCAGCAGCUGCGCGCACACAUGGCCAGGGCCAGGCUCCGUGAACGCCACCAGGACGUCCUGCGGCAAAAGCUGUUCAAACUGAAGCAGGAGCAGGGGGUGGAGAGCGAACCCCUGUUCCCCAUCCUCAAGUCCGAGCCCGCGGCCACCCACAGCCCCGAGCCCGAGGAGCCGGCCCCCAGCCCCGGGCCCUCCGGGGAGCCCGCCGAAGCCGAGGGGGCGCCGGCCCCCGGGGAGGCAGGGGUGGCGGAGGCGGAGGCGGAGGCGGAGGGCGAGGCGGUGCUGAUGGAGGAGGACCUGAUCCAGCAGAGCCUGGCCGACUACGACGCCGGCCGCUACAGCCCGCGCCUGCUCUCGGCCCACGAGCUGCCGCUGGACGCGCACGUGCUCGAGCCGCACGAGGACCUGCAGCGCCUGCAGCUGUCCCGACAGCAGCUCCAGGCCACAGGCGACGCGAGCGAGAGCGCCGAGGACAUCUUCUUCCGGCGGGCCCGCGAGGGCAUGGGCCAGGACGAGGCGCAGUUCAGCGUGGAGAUGCCGCUGGGCGGCCGCGCCUACCUGUGGGCCGACAAGUACCGGCCGCGCAAGCCGCGCUUCUUCAACCGCGUGCACACGGGCUUCGAGUGGAACAAGUACAACCAGACGCACUACGACUUCGACAACCCGCCGCCCAAGAUCGUGCAGGGCUACAAGUUCAACAUCUUCUACCCCGACCUCAUCCGCAAGCGCGCCACGCCCGAGUACUUCCUGGAGGCCUGCGCCGACAACCGCGACUUCGCCAUCCUGCGCUUCCACGCCGGGCCGCCCUACGAGGACAUCGCCUUCAAGAUCGUCAGCCGCGAGUGGGAGUACUCGCACCGCCACGGCUUCCGCUGCCAGUUCGCCAACGGCAUCUUCCAGCUGUGGUUCCACUUCAAGCGCUACCGCUACCGCCGGUGACGGUGCGGCGGGGCCGGCCCUGGACAGCUUGGGGGGCGGGGACCAGGCCCGCCCUCUGGACAGGGUUGUGACUGUUUCUCUAGAAAGACUGCUCUGGGAGGGAGGGCACCUUGUUCUGUUUCCACGGACGUGUUCUACGGGGGGACCCCGUGUGGUUUUGAUACGUUUAAUAGAAAGCUUAUUCUAGAA
Peromyscus eremicus (cactus mouse) is the source of this 2499-nucleotide messenger RNA. It is a transcript of the gene Cactin, whose product is annotated as cactin, spliceosome C complex subunit. Gene Ontology annotation, biological process: negative regulation of innate immune response; mRNA cis splicing, via spliceosome. NCBI's taxonomy places the organism in Eukaryota, Metazoa, Chordata, Mammalia, Rodentia, Cricetidae. Bases 16 to 2310 code for a protein of 764 amino acids. Gene Ontology annotation, molecular function: protein binding. The record is from RefSeq and is a predicted model, not a curated record. The transcript has 10 exons. Gene Ontology annotation, cellular component: spliceosomal complex; cytoplasm.